AACUUGGAACAUGACAUCAAGUUUGGGCCCAUGCUGCUACAUCAGAAGGCCAUGUCGGUCCUGCUGGUGUUUGGGCGGGAGGAUCGCCAGUCGGACGGGUUCUGGUGGGCGGCGGAGAAGCUGGGCUACAGAUGUAACAUCACCAGUAGUCCAGAGACUGCCCUCGAGACCUACCUCACCCACAACCACGACACCGUCAUCAUAGACGCCAGGCAAACCACCACCAACACCAACAGCAGCAACAGCAGCAGCAGCAGCAAAACCACCACCAGCACCUUCGACGCGGAGGCUCUGUGCAGAUCUGCUGAUCAGGAGGAACAGCCUAUCUUUUCUCUCAUAAAGGCUGGCUUCACUCGGCGGUACGAAGAGAACGCCAGUGUGACGGCGUGCAUGAAUGAGCUGCAGACUCUGGAGGUAGGAGAGGUCCGCUGUCGUCUACAGCUCAAGGCGUGUGCGGCACUCUUCCAGGCUCUGGAGAAUGUGUCUGAGGCUGUGGAGGUGACCAACACUGACCACGAGAUACAGUUCGUGAACCAUGCCUACGAGCGAGUGAGCGGCUACAGCAGUGAGGAACUGCUGGGCAGGGACUCCAACCACCUGAACAAGUCAGACAAGAACCGGGACACCGCAGAGUCCAUCCAUGGCCAUAUGAAAAAGGGGAAGCACUGGGAGGGCACGUACUACACUCGGCGGAAGAGCGGAGACACGAUACCUUUCCACUGUAAAGUCAUCCCGGUGUUGGGGCCCACUGGGCAGCAUGAUGUCGUUUCCCAGGAGAAGAGAGUCAGUCGUGAGGGCCCACUCCAUGACCAUAGAGGCGCCCAUCACUAAGGUAAUCAACAUCAUCAAUGCAGCACAAGAGAACUCCCCGCUCACCGUGGCUCAAGCCCUGGACAAAGUCCUAGAGAUCCUCCAGACGAGUGAGCUCUACUCUCCCUUCCAGACCCAGGACAUCCGGCCGGACGAUGACCCCGUGGCCUCAGACCUGGUCGAUGGUCUCAUGUCGCUCACCACGGCCACAGCCACAUUCCGUCCAGCCCGGCCUACACCCUCUCCCAGGUGCCAGAGCCCGUCAUGAACGUUCUCAACCUGGACUCCAGCUGGGACUUCGACAUCAUCGCGCUGGAGAGACUCACCAAUAAAAGACCUCUGGUUCAUCUUGGGCUGAAGAUUUUCUCUCGCUUCGGUGUCUGUGAAUAUCUCAAUAUCAGCGAAACCUGUCUGGUCAACUGGCUACAGACGAUCGAGGCCAACUACCACGCCAAGAACUACUACCACAACUCCACUCACGCCGCCGAUGUUCUCCACGCCACCGCCUACUUCUUGGACAAAGAGAGGUCAAGGGUGGAGGCUCAUGAGGCUGACAUGAACACGAUCCUGACAGAUCUGUCGUCGCACGAGAACAGAACGCUCAUCAAACGUAUGAUGAUUAAGUGUGCGGACGUGAGCAACCCUCUACGACCUUUGUCGCAGUGCAAGGAGUGGGCCUACAGGAUAGCUGAAGAGUACUGUCAGCAGACGGACGAAGAGAAAAGUCGAGGCCUCCCAGUUGUCAUGGCUCAAUUUGAUCGCAAGGUGCUCAAUAUCCCGAAGUGUCAGCUGGCUUUCAUCAACUUGUUCAUAACCAACAUGUUUGAUGCUUGGGACAUCUACUGUGAUAUUCCGGAACUGAUGAACCAUUUACAGCUCAACUACGACUACUGGAAAGAUCAACAAGAGCUGAAAGAGAAAGAACAGAAGUCUUCACAAGGUGUUGACAACAGUUAAUACUAGUAUACCAGUAGAGAUCUAACUCUUACAGCCAUACGUGAUGCUUUAGCAAUGUCGUGGACAUCCAACGUUCAUGCACUGUGGAUUAUGUUGCCCGGGAAUCUGAGAAACGUACUAUAUAAAGGUCGACAAAAUGGUCGGAUGAAAGUGUGCGGUGUGCAUAUAUUAUAUAUAUAUACAUGGACAGUACAAGACUUUACGUCAAGCGAGGUGAGGAGCUUAUAAAGCCGAGAGUUGUGCAAAGUGGCUAGCAGCAAGAGUCGCCGAAUCUCUUGUGAGUGUCCGAAUGAUUGCAAAACCUGGCCCGCUCAGCUGUGAUCUCUAAAAAUACAGUAGUAGAUUUAAAUAUUUCCGUUAUUGUUGUUGUUUUCCUCCAAAUACUGUAUCAUGUGAAUUGUGUUGCUGCAUAUACGCGUUUUUUUACUCGUCCUUUUCUGAGUAGAAGAAGGUGGUACAAGUGGAGUGUAGGUGUGAAGAAAGUGUGUGGUUUUUUAUGAGUCGUGUUUUGUCAACGUUUUCUCAGCACACGCGUGUGUGUGUGUGUGUGUGUGUCAUUGCUGCGCCAUCGAAAAUCUAAUCACGUUCUAUUUUUGUCAGACAUACAAUAGUGAGGCAACGUGGUGAAAUCAGGCGCCCGUCAAAAUAAAGAAAGUGAAAAAACUGGCUUUUUUUCGCAGA
Aplysia californica (California sea hare) is the source of this 2448-nucleotide messenger RNA. Its product is annotated as high affinity cAMP-specific and IBMX-insensitive 3',5'-cyclic phosphodiesterase 8B. Gene Ontology annotation, molecular function: 3',5'-cyclic-nucleotide phosphodiesterase activity. Gene Ontology annotation, biological process: regulation of DNA-templated transcription; signal transduction. The record is from RefSeq and is a predicted model, not a curated record. NCBI's taxonomy places the organism in Eukaryota, Metazoa, Mollusca, Gastropoda, Aplysiida, Aplysiidae.